CUCAUCACUCUUCACUUGGGUGUCUUCUCAGUUAAGUCGAAGACGAAUAAUCCAUCCUAGAAUUAUUUGUUCCCACAUUUAUACGUUCUUCCAUUUUUAUCCCAUUUUCUAGAGUAAGCAUUCAACAGUAGUGCUCCAUCCAGUUACUCUAUAACUUCCUAGACUUAAUCUGUACAAGAAGUUAAUGGCGUCUAGCUCGAUGUCUUCCCGUGCCUCAGGCACUUGGACUGUCCAGGAGAACAAGGAGUUCGAGAAAGCUCUGGCCGUUUAUGAUACUGACACACCCGACCGUUGGGCCAAAGUUGCAAGGGCUGUCGGAGGGAAAACCCCAGAAGAGGUGAAGAGGCGUUAUGAAAUUCUUGUGGAAGAUGUCACAUACAUUGAGAGUGGCCAAGUGCCCUUCCCCUACCGCAGAACCUCUCUGGCCGCCUGUAACAGGGGAGGAUGAAGAAUCUAACGUUCCACUGAUGUGUCAUUACACUUGUAAUGAUCAACUUUACUACUGUUGUCGUAUUAUAUUCUGGAAGCUCUUAGCUAGCAACAUGAAUAAAAAUGCAAUGUUUACCCAAAACUAGGUGAAAAUAUGUAGUAGAAAUUUUCAAAUCAUAGCAAAUCUUGUCUCUAUUUUUAAGCAUUUGUAUGACGAUCAUAAUGAUCAAUGGAGGAAGCCAGUA
Olea europaea var. sylvestris is the source of this 674-nucleotide messenger RNA. RefSeq names its product protein RADIALIS-like 2. The transcript is spliced from 2 exons. Lineage: Eukaryota; Viridiplantae; Streptophyta; Magnoliopsida; Lamiales; Oleaceae. Gene Ontology annotation, molecular function: DNA-binding transcription factor activity. Bases 185 to 448 code for a protein of 87 amino acids. The record is from RefSeq and is a predicted model, not a curated record.